This is a messenger RNA of Rhinichthys klamathensis goyatoka, 2083 nucleotides long. It is a transcript of the gene slc37a1, whose product is annotated as solute carrier family 37 member 1. Gene Ontology annotation, molecular function: glucose 6-phosphate:phosphate antiporter activity. The transcript is spliced from 20 exons. Gene Ontology annotation, cellular component: endoplasmic reticulum membrane. Bases 267 to 1847 code for a protein of 526 amino acids. NCBI's taxonomy places the organism in Eukaryota, Metazoa, Chordata, Actinopteri, Cypriniformes, Leuciscidae. The record is from RefSeq and is a predicted model, not a curated record. Gene Ontology annotation, biological process: glucose-6-phosphate transport; phosphate ion transmembrane transport.
UUAGUUUGCAAGUCUCGUGUUGUUUCGUGUUUCACGCUACUCUUGUUGUCGUCAUCGUCAUCAUCAUCAUCAUCGCCCCACCGGACUGAAUGAGGAAGUGAAAGAGACGGUCGCCAAAGACAACGCUGAACGGAGAGAGUCGGUUGAUGCGGUCCUUUUGCUCAGAGAUGGAUCUUGUGACCAUAUGUCUACAGGCAUCCUGCCUAACAUCUUUAUGAGAUUUACUAAGCAGCUGUAUUACACUCAUACACACACCAUACACAAGCAUGGCACCAGUCCCACCUGGCAUCCGCUUCCUGGCCUCCUUCAAUAGAGACCAGUGGUACAAGGCCUUCGCGUUUGCUCUCACUUUCCUGCUCUACACAAGUUUCCAUCUAUCCAGGAAGCCCAUCAGCAUUGUCAAGAGUGAGCUGCAUAAGAACUGCUCUCACAUCAUGGAGGUUCCUACAGAGAGCGGCCGGCAGCCUAGACUUCACACAGAACUAGACUGCAGCUGGAAACCAUUCGACAGAAACAACUAUAAGCAGUUGCUCGGAGCAAUGGAUUAUUCUUUCCUGUGUGCUUAUGCCAUAGGCAUGUAUCUCAGUGGAAUCAUUGGAGAGCGUCUGCCCAUCCGUCUGUACCUGACUGUGGGCAUGUUGACCAGUGGUCUUUUCACCUGUCUGUUUGGACUGGGAUACGUCUAUGACAUCCACAGCCUUGGCUUCUAUAUAUUUGUUCAGGUGGCCAAUGGAUUGGUUCAGACCACUGGUUGGCCAAGUGUCGUGACUUGCAUUGGCAACUGGUUUGGCAAGGGCAGGAGAGGCCUCAUCAUGGGUAUCUGGAACUCGCACACAUCGGUGGGCAACAUUCUGGGUUCUUUGAUUGCUGGAUAUUAUGUCUCCUCUAACUGGGGAAUGUCCUUCAUCGUCCCUGGAGUUAUCAUCGCUGUCAUGGGGGUCGUCUGCUUCUUCUUUCUAAUAGAGCACCCUAAUGAUCUGAAGACCGCCAGUGCCCAGAGCUCAGCUCCAAGCAAUCAGAAGCUUCAUAAAAGCUGGAAUGGUGUUAAUGGACACAAAGACCUUUACUUGCAGUGCAAGCCAGGAGCUAAAGCACAGAGCUGGGACACAGAGCUUCUGCUGGGGCAGGAGAGCAUUGGCGUGUGUGUUCCCGUGCAGCAGGUGGUGGUGGUGAAGAGUGAGGCAGAACCGUCACCCAUCAGCUUCAUGGGAGCUUUACGCAUUCCUGGAGUGGUGGAGUUCUCUCUUUGUCUGCUGUUUGCCAAGUUGGUCAGUUAUACGUUCCUCUUCUGGCUGCCCCUCUACAUCACUAAAGCAGCUCACCUAGAUGCCAAGAAAGCCGGAGACCUUUCAACUCUGUUUGAUGUGGGUGGCAUUGUUGGAGGGAUCUUGGCUGGAGUGAUCUCUGAUAAGAUGGGAAAGAGGGCCACCACUUGUGCUGUGAUGCUUCUGCUGGCAGCGCCCACACUCUACGGCUUCUCUAUGAUCAGUCAGUUUGGCUUGGGUCCCACUAUUGGUAUGCUGCUGGUGUGUGGUGGUUUAGUCAACGGCCCGUACUCUCUCAUCACAACAGCUGUCUCUGCUGACUUGGGCACACACAAGAGUCUGAAGGGCAAUGCCAGGGCUCUCUCUACAGUCACAGCUAUUAUAGACGGCACUGGAUCUGUCGGUGCUGCUGUGGGUCCUUUGCUGGCAGGGCUGUUGUCAUCACAAGGCUGGGAUAAGGUCUUUUACAUGCUCAUGACCGCAGACUUUUUUGCACUUUUGCUUUUGCUGAGACUUGUGACGAAGGAGCUUCGCUCUCAUAGGAGCCGGCCAGGAGCCGCUGUCGAAAUGAAGGAACAUUGAGUACUUUGCACUAUCUGAGCGAGAGAAACAGUGAAGGACACAAAUGUUCAUCUCUCACCAGUUGUUAUCUGACCACUUCCUACCCUGGACCAAAACUUGACUGAAACCUCAGUUCAUGGACUAUACAAAGAGACAUUUUAUACCCUUUUUCAGAUAAAAACAAAAACAAAAAAUCAUCGAUUUAGGCCGAUAUCAAAGCAACUUUGAGGAAAUGUUUUCUUACAGAAUAUUUUUCC